Racocetra fulgida is the source of this 306-nucleotide messenger RNA. The record is from the annotation of a GenBank genome assembly. NCBI's taxonomy places the organism in Eukaryota, Fungi, Glomeromycota, Glomeromycetes, Diversisporales, Gigasporaceae.
GUUAUGGGGAAUGUCAACUUGCUGAUGAGAUGCUCACUUGUGCUUCUGAUAAUUUGCGUCAAAUUAACAAGACUACGGACCAGGCCAUGGAACAGACUAUAUAUGCUGCUCGCAUCAUCUCAACAUAUGUUACGUUCUACAAAACUGUGAUUCCUUCAUCAUAUUUUGAAGAACUUAGCGAGGAAGGUCUGCCACAAGAACAAUCAGUUGAAAUUUUAAGGUGGCCAGAAGAAAACAUCCCAAUAGCCGGCUUGAAUAUUGCAGAACCAGAAGGAAGUAAAGUGCUAGAAAUAUUAAUCAAAAUUC